This is a messenger RNA of Pelobates cultripes (western spadefoot toad), 38379 nucleotides long. Lineage: Eukaryota; Metazoa; Chordata; Amphibia; Anura; Pelobatidae. The record is from the annotation of a GenBank genome assembly.
AUGGCUGCAGUGGAUAUUAUCUAUUCAAUAACUUUAGCUCUGAUGUCGGUAGUAACAAUUUUAUUUCUUUACAAUGUUUUGAGUGGAUGGACAUCAAUGAAUAAGAGGUUUCCUCCGGGACCCAGACCUUUACCACUGAUUGGAAACUUACACAUGCUGAAUUUGAGGAAACCCUAUCUAACAUACCUGGAGGUAAAUAACUAGCAAUGUAUUAAAAUAAUUAAUUCAGAUUGCCAUAGAAAAACAAUGCUAUGUUUCUAAGGAUUCAGGGACACAACGGUGUAAAAUAAUCAGGUUUGUUUUUUUUAAUAAAAAAAAGCAGACAUAUUUGCAUUACAACACCUGGAUUUUUUUUGUUUUUUAAUUUUUAGUAAAUAUAAAUUGCACAUCAAAUAUUUUCUAGCAACAUAAAAGAAAUGUUUUAUUUUCUGCCAAAAACAAAAUUGCAUGAUCUUUUUAACAUAUUAAACAGAAAGUUUAAGUAAACUAUGUGUGUCCAAUUUGUAAAGAAAAUGUGCUUUUUACAGCUAUGCAGUUAUGGUAAUAACAUAUUUAAAGAAGCAAUAAAUAUGUGUUUAUUCUUUAAACAGGUAUUUUGAUGAAAUGUGCAAAAAAAAAAGUGGAACAUUCUCUGGAUACAUAUUUUCAUUGGCUGGCUAUUUUGGGAUGAAAUUUGCAGUUACUUUUUUAUUGUCCACAAAUCCCAGUUCAAUGGAUUAACCACAUUGAUAUUUGCAAUUUUUUUUCCAUCUGUCUAUAUUAGAUAUCUUUUGGAAAAGGGUUAACUAUAAAACUUACGUUUCUGGUUUCACUUCCAAUUUAUGACAUUGUGACUUAUAUAGUGAAGUGGAGACUGAGAAUUACAAUGAACUAAUUCUCAGUAAUCUGCACUUUGAGCAGAAGCAAAUGUACACAGCGUGACACAGUACACGGAAUGUUCUGAAACUGCAGUGUUCAUAAGUAAAUGUAUAUUGACAUACCUUGCCCAACUCCUGCCAGACCCACAAUGAAUUAUUCAUUAUCUAGUACAACCAGACAGUUUCAACCUUCACCUAGUGCACAAACGAAAAUAUAAACAUAAUCAAAAUGUAGCUGAGCCAGUUUAUUACACAAUGGCCAUAGUACACAACAAUUACAUUUACUGCCAGAGUUAUAACUCAUUUUUCCAUAGGAGAACUUGUACUAAAGUGUUUUCUAAUUAUAGUUCAUAAUCCUUCCUGUUGUGGCUGUGUUCCUCUGUGUGAGGAGGGAGCAGGAACAUGAAGUGAGGUCAUUUUGCUCUGUGAGUUUGCCAAUAUAUAAUAAAAGACCUGACAGACUAUAAAAGCAGUGCCACUCAUUCAGUAUGCCCUCACACAGUGCCACUGGCAUCAGGAAGGACGCCUUUGCAGCUCCGCCCCCUCUGACGUCCCACAACGAGUGGGUGCUAGCUAAUGCGCAAGCGCGACAAAUGCCACGUGCGUAUUAGACCUCACAUGGCAUUUGACCUCAUUGAAUUAGACCUCAUUGAAUUAAUGCUUUCCUAUGAGGAAAAAUAUGACGCUGGAUGUCCUCAUACAGAGCGUGAGGACUUCCAGCGUCAGAUACAGAUACAUGCAUUUCAAUCCAGGAAGCCCUCUAGUGGCUGUCUGGUAGACAACGACUGGAGGCAGACUUAGUGCUGCAAUGUAAACAUUGCAAUUUCAAUGAGCUGAAGUGGUCUGGGUGCCUAUAGUGUCUCUUUAAUGUAUGAAAUAUCUAACUCCAUUAAUGAAUAUAAUCCUCUAACACAGGCAACUGAACUAAUAUAGCUAGCAAAUUAUUAUUCUAUACUCAUUGGCACUUCUUAAUAUUUUAUACAUUUCAGCUAUCUAAAAUCUAUGGCCCAGUGUUCAGCGUUCAGGUGGGCAUGAGGAAAUCAGUGAUCUUGGUUGGAUAUGAAUCAAUCAAAGAUGCUCUUGUGAACUUUGCAGAUGAGUUUGCAGAGAGGGCAUAUAUGCCAAUAUUUGAAAAGAUUGACAAAGGAAAGGGUGAGUAAAUUAAUGUAUGAUGUAAUCCAGAGGUGCCCAAAAAAGUAGAUCCCAACUGUUUUAAAACGACAGCUUCUGUGAUGCUUUGUUAUUCAAAACGCAUGCAAAGGAUUAUGGGAGUUGUGAUUCUACAACAUCUGGGGAUUUACCCUUUGGGCACCCCUGGUGUAACCCUUUGAUAAACUGAAUAUUGUUACAGAACAAGAAAGUUAUUUGUUUUGUGGACUUCACUGUAGCUAUUGCUAAUGCUAUCGUGACCCUCACCUCCACCCCCCCAGAAUAGUCCACUCUGUUUUACAUUUUAUUUUAUGCACUUUUUGAAGGGACAAUAAAUGCAGGAAUAAAUCUUUUUUUGUUUGUUUAAUUUAUUGUAAAUAUAAAGUAUUGAACAAAUUAUAUAAAAACAAAACAAAUUCAUAAUAAAUUGUAUAAAGAUUCUUUAAAUGGUACAAAGAUUUUGUUUUGUGCAAAUCUACACACAAUACAAGCCAUUGUUUUAUCAGACUUGAGCUUUGAUACUAGGAAAGAUAUAUUCGCAUUGGUUGAUAAUAUGUAUCAGACUCAUUUCCAUAAUGUGACAUUAUUGUGUAUAAAUAUUUAACAUUUACUUUUAGGAGUAAUUUUUUCGCAUGGGGAAAACUGGAAAGUGAUGAGACGAUUUGCCAUCAUGACAUUGAGGGAUUUUGGAAUGGGAAAAAAAACCAUUGAAGAUAAAAUUAUUGAAGAAAGCGGCUUCUUAAACCAACGUAUUGAGGCAUUUAACGGUGUGUAUAAAUAGAGAACUGUAUUUUUAGCCGUCUCUCAGUCAUGAGUUAUAUUAUGUUUGUUUUGAUGGUGUGUGUUUAGAUAUAUACAGUGUUUCUUCCCUGGAACCCUCGUCUCCACACGGUUUUGUUUGUGUUUGUUUGUUUCUUGUUUUCUUACUUUAAAAUACCCAACAUUUUGUCACAUUUCAAAAAAAAAAUUCUUGUUCACUGGAUUUCCUUUAGGCUGACUCAUAAUCAGUUGGAAACUAUGAAUUGGAGGGGGUACACCCAGAACAUGCAUUUCUCAGUAGUGGUGCUGCUGUAAAGACCAAAUAUAUACAAAAUACAAAAAAAGAACAGUGCACACAGAAAACAUCACCAAUCUUGGCAAAUAAAUAUGGCAAUUUGGUCACACCAUAUUGCCAUACCACUUUUAACCAACCCAAGUGGUAAAACAGCAUGUCAAUGGGAAGGAGUGAUUGAUGGAUAAAUAUGCCUGUGUCAAAAUAAGUUAGUAAAUAUAGUGUGUGGAAGAUCCAAACAGGGCCAAAGAGAGACUGAGCUGAGCUAUGGAGGUGAGGGAUGCGAUGAGGGCAAUUGCAUGAGAGUAGCAUCACCAAGGAUGAUGGUAUGCUUUCCUAAAGAGGCUAGGGAAGAGUGUGGUGGCAUGGGGUAGCAAAUUCCAAAAGAAUGGGGCAGCACUAAGAAAAUCCUGCAGAUGAACGUUGGCAGUGCAGAAAUGAGCCAAUAUCCGGAGAAGGUCAUUUGCAGAGUGAAGGCAAUGAGAAAUGGUUGCUUGUUGAGUAAAGAGGAAACGCAAUGAGGAAUGGAGUUAGUUAGGGAUUUGAAGGUUUGUGUGUGCAGUUUGAAUUGGAUCCUUAAGGGUACAUGAAGCCAAUGUAAUGUUUGGCAAAUAGGUGAGGGAAUAGCGGUCAGUCAGGAAUAUGAGUCUGGCUGCAGCAUUCAUUACAAACUGAUGAGGGGCAAAGGGGGUGUUUGAAAGGCCGAUAAGUAGUGAGUUGCAAUAGUCAAGACUGGAAAUGAAGAGUGGUCUGGUUAAUAGGUGUCCCAUUGACAUGCAUAGAGAUUGAUAGAGGAAGACUAUAUAAGGGAGGCGGAGAUAGGAUAUUGAGUUCUAGAAAGAUUAGGUUUUAGAAAACAGGAAGACAUCCAGUUACAGAUGGAAGAGAGGGAGUUUGUGAAGUGAUCAGGAUGGCAGGAGAAAGGUUAGUGGUGGAGAUGUAAAUCUGCUUAUUGUGAGCAUUUAGAGGGUAUUAAAAUCUAAAGGAGUUUAAAAGGUUACAGAGAGAAGCUCUGUAAAUGGUGAAUAAAAGAGGACACCAGAACAGAACCUUGAGGAACACCAACUGAGACAGGCAGUGUUAAAGAAAACAAACAAAGAAUGCACACACAAUAAAUACCUGCAGCUGAAUCAGUCAAAUUUCACAUACUAAUCUAGCCACUGUUCCAGCCAAUAACGUCUUUACUACUGAGUUUAUAUUCAUUUAUAAAAAUGAAGUAUACUAUUUUUCUGAUUUCUUUUACAGGGCAUGCAUUGUAAGCUGGUAAUGGAGCAUGUAUUGAAUGUCUUUAUAAUAGUUAGUAUGUUAGAACAUUACCUGCCACCUGCAAUGCUGUUAAAAUACAACUAUACAACUAAGCAGAGGUAGCAUUUCUGGAUGAUCAUUUUAAGAAUACUUGGACUACUUAUUUUUCCUAUCUAUCUCCAUCCCCUACAGUAUUUCUGCUUAAUUAAUGACUAUUGCACCCGUCAUCGUUAACUCUUGUUUAGUUCAACAUUUGUUUUUAUUAGUGUUAGUUUUUGCACUCAAAGCCUUGUUAAUUUAUGAUGUUCCCUAUUAAUGACUUUCACCUAUCUGAUCUCUGCCAUUCCCUCGUAUCCUUAAAUUUAAAUUCUUUCUCCUCUGCUUUUUACUUGGUUUAUUUUCAACAUCUCAAUGCUUCCCCACCCACAAUCUGUUUUAUCUAACCCUAGAUUCUCUCUUGUAACCUGGGUCCCAUGCAGCAUUUCAACAGCUACUCCCAGAAUUCAGUACCAAAGCCUUAAGCAGAGGUAGCAUUUCUGGAUUAACAUUUCCCACCCACACACCCUCCCCGGGGCACUCAUUACAUUUAUAGAUAGCUCAAAUUACCUGGCUUUCCUGACAAACCAAUCAUGUCCACCAAGCCCUCCACACCUAAAAUAGCUUAAUUCACACAAUGACUACCUUUUAACCAUUAACCCUCCUAACCUCAUCUAUGAUUUUCACAGCUCAAUUCUCCAUAUCUUAAAAACACAGCACCUAUUCUCCUAAUAAUGUUCUCCUUUAUAUUUUUCACUUUCUCCCUUACUUCCUUAAUUAUUAAAAUCUCUCUAUCCUUUUAUUUACCUGUUCCUGCUGACACCAUAUUAAUUUCUCCCUCUCUACUUCCCUCAUCUCCGUCUUAAUCACAUGCACUUUACUCAUAUCUAUCCAGCCUUUCUUCACAAACCGCUCCUAAAUUCCCUCUCAUCCCAAACAUUUAAAAAACAUCCCAAACAAGCUCUCAUCACAAACAUUUAAAUCUUUCUUCCACCUUCUCUUCCUUUCCAUUCUACUGCUCCUGGCAGCUGGUGAUGUCUCUCCAAACCCUGGUCCCUCCUCCACUAAGCCACCUGGUGCUAACAUCAGAAAUCACAACAAUCUAAUUUCCAUUCCAAGUAACUCUCGCUAUAAUUCCUCCUUUAAAGUGGCCCUCUGGAAUUGAUGCUCUGUGUGCAGCAACGUUAAAUCAACUUCCAUCCGUGAUCUAUUUAUCACACACACCCUAAACUUACUCUACUUAACAGAAACAUGGCUUUCUCCCGCUUAUACUGCUACCCCUGUCUCACUAUCCUUUGGUGGUCUUCACUUUACCCACAACCCAAGACAGGCUGAGAGUAAAGGUGGCGGUGUAGGAUUUCUGCUUUCAUCCCACUGCUCCUUUAAAAUAUGCCCCCCUUCCUUUCUUUCUCCAGCUUUGAAAUUCACUCAGUGUGUCUGUUCAAACCCAUCUCUGCCAACAUAGCUGCCACCCCCCCUGCUCCCCCCCUGGUUCCCCUAGUCUGUCCCUUGACCAUUUUUCUGCUUGGCUUCCAUACUUCCUUUCAGGUAAUAUCCAUUCCCUAAUUCUCUGAGAUUUCAACAUUCCCAUUAACCCAUCCCUGACCCCAGUAGCUUCCAAACUCCAUUCUAUUACUUCCUCCCUUGGCCAAUCACAGUGGGUUAAUAUUCCCACACAUGUAGCUGGUAAUACCCUCGAUCUUAUUUUUUCUAAUGCAUACACUAUAUCUCUAAGCUCCAACACUCAAUUUCCUCUCUCAGAUCACAACCUCUUAUCAUUUGUUCUUGAAAGACCCCUCACCCAACAGCCUCACUGUAAGCACCCUCAACUCAGAAGGGACCUGAAUUCUCUUGACCUCCAGCAACUCUCAGCUGAACUCUCAGCUCAACUCAUUCAUCCCCACUUUCUCAUGUCCCUCUCUGGCUAUUUCCUCAUAUAAUGCUACCCUCACCUCACGCUGCAGCCCUGCUCCAAAGAUGCACCUCAAGGAAGACGCACCUCCAACCUUGGCACACUAAAUCGACCCAUUACCUGCAGAGAUGCUCCCGUUCCACUGAAUGCUGCUGGAGGAAGUCCAGCACCUUGUCAGACUUCCUCCAUUAUAAAUUAAUUUUGUGUUCAUAUAGCACAGCCCUCACCCUUGCCAAUCAAUCCUACUUUUCCUCUCUUGUUAGUUCAAGCUCACAUAAUCCCAGGCGUCUCUUUAAUACCUUCUCCUUCACCUGCCUCAAGCCAUCUUUCAAUCUGACCUUAGAGCAGAUAGCGUUGCAUGCUACUUUACUGAUAAGAUUGAACACUUAAGGAAAUAAUUCUACCCCUUUUGCUCCUCCCUCUCUCAACCACACAUGGACCGUACCUUCCCACCUUAUCAUAUCUCCCCUUGUCUUGUACCAUCCUUAACACACCCUAAACUGCUCUCUUUCAUCUGGUGUUGUCCCUGCUCCCCUUAAGUAUGCUACUGUCGUACCCAUCCUAAAAAAGCUUUACUCACUUCCUAAAUCAAAACUCCCUCCUCAAUCCUCUUCAAUCUGGCUUUCGCCCCCUCCCCUCUACUGAGACUGCUCUUAUUAAAGUUACAAAUGACCUAAUCACAGCUAAAUUCAAAGGCCUCUACUCCAUGCCAAUUCUUCUUGACCUCUCUGCUGCCUUUGACACUGUUAAUCAUGUCCUCCUCCUCCAAACUCUUCAAACCCUCAGCCUCUGUGCCACUGUCCUCUCAUGGUUCUCCUCCUAUCUCUCCCAACGCUCAUUCAGUGCCUCCUUUUGCAAUUACACCCUGUCCAGGUUGGAGUACCCCAAGGUCCCUAUGUGGUCCCUAUGUGUUCUCUCUUUGUACCGCCUCUCUUGGGAAACUCAUUGCCUCCUUUGGAUUCCGCUACUAUCUGUAAGAAGAUAACACCCAGAUAUAUCUCUCCUCCCCUGAUCUCUCCCUCGCAGUCCUGCAACAUUUCACUGCUUGCCUUUCUUCUAUUUCUGAUUGGAUGUCCUCCCGCUUUCUGAAACUCAAUCUCUCUAAAACUGAGCUUCUUGUUUUCCCCCUUCAUAAUGUUGAUCCACCUCCUUUGUUCUCCCUGUGUCAUGGCUUACCUUAGUGGGAGUCCUGUAUGCAGAGAUAUGCUCACCCUUGCAAUUAAACACAGGCCAAGAACUCACCUGGCCUGUCAGCCUGUGCACGAGAGCUGUGCAGGAUGAUGCUCCAAGUCGCAGUACAGAUAUGGACAUAAACAGGAGAAUCGUUGUGGGUAAGCCAAAGGUCAGUGGGUGCCAGAAAUCAGGAUAAACGAGUAGAGAGCCGAGGUCAGAGGAUGCCAGAAGUCAGGAUACAUGAAAUAACAAGGUCAGGAAUCAACAGGAGAACACUGGAACAUGAACAGCAAUACGAGAACCAGAGGCAGUGAACUGACACUGCCCUCUGGGAGAGGCAGUGUCUUAUACCUGGCUAAUAAGGCCAUCAGCUUCAGGUGUGCUUGAAAAUGUUGGAGCAGCCACAUAAUAACAACCAGCCCUCAGUGCUGGAUACAAGGCAAGGUUAUACUUCAGGCAAUUACUAGAGCUGUAUAGUGGCAAAACAGCAGGUCCAGGACUGCAAAGUACCCAGGUUCAAAUCCCUCAUCGGGCACUUCUGGGAUGACCUCGUCUGGAUGUCGCGGUGAGAACCAUGACACCCUGCAAGUUGAUGGUGCUUGAAUCAGUCCAUCCUUUCAAGCUCUUUGUCUUGGUGCUAUCUUUGAUUCUGGCUGAUCUUCCUCACCCAUUGUUCAUCCUCUGUCGAUCCUUACACACGCUUCCUGUAUCAUAUAGGUGUCAAAUCAAAAUACUAAAGCUUACCAAUAAAGCUCUAACCAGCUCUAACCCCUCUUACAUUUCUUUCCUGUUUCAUAGAUUUGCUCCUUCUCGGUCUCUCCGCUCUGCCAGUGACCUUCUCCUGUCCGCUGUUCGCACCCUUACUGCUAACUCGCGCUUGCAGGACUUCUUGCGGGUGGCUCCCUUCUUUUGGAACAGCCUGCCUACCCCUAUCAAACUCUCCCCUAGUCUUCAGUUGUUUAAGAAGAGUAACGUAUCUAUACAUACCCAAGUCUGUCUCUUGCUCUCCUAAAGAGCUAUAUUCCAUUCUCACCUCCAGCUCUGCUAUUUUUCCACCUUGUUUGGUGGCUGUCAUCUUUGCCGCCCUGUUGUGUAUUUGUACCCCACCUUAUUUAGGCUGGAAGCUCAUUUGAACAGGGUCCUCAUGUACCUAUUGUUCCUGUGUCACUGUGUAAUUAUCUCAUGUAUUGUAAAUUCCCCCCCACCCCCCUUCAUAAUAUUGUAAAGCGCUGCAGAAUUAGUUUUUUGCUAUAUAACUACCAAUAAUAAUAACUAUAACAUUUGACACAUGUUGUAGUGUUGGAGGGGGUGAGGCACCAUUUUCACCUCCACUGCAAAAAUGUAGGGGGCAGAAAAGAACACUGAGAGAUAUUAGUUUCACAGCAAGAAAACAAAAGCUGAAACAAAGCUAUUUUGGUGACUAAAUUUACAGGCUAAAUUUGUUUUUGCUUUUCUAUCUCAAAAUGUAUGCACCUAUUUGGGAGUGAGAGAUUGUAAAAUGUAAUUGUACAAACACACAAGCAUAUCCAUUUUUUUUAUAAUUUGCAUUUGUUGAAUAAGAACAUGUCAAACAUUGUGUUUUGUUUUCUUGGAUUGUUCCCUUAUUUUUCUCGCAUCAUAUUUAUAGCAUUAAUUUGAAAUUUACAGGCCAACCAUUUGAUAACAUCAUGAUUCUAAAUGCCUCAGUUGCAAAUAUAAUAGUGGGAAUAUUACUUGGACGACGAAUGGAUUUUGAAGAUAAAACAUUUCAGAGACUCCUGUUUUUGCUAACUGAAAACGUGUUACUUCUGGGAACAUCAGGAGUUGCGGUAAUAUCGGAGUGUUAAAAUGUGUACUUAAUUAUAAAUGUAAGACAGCAUAAAAAUAUUAAUCUUCGAAAACAUAUACAUAUGGGGUUUAUUCAUUUACAUGCACGUAGCAAAGCAUUUACAAGGGAAUAUACAAUUUUAGGCCAUGAUAACUGAAAAGUGAAAAACAUUUUUCAAUCCCAACUAUUUUUGCCUAAAACAAAAUGGGCGAGCUUUGUUAAUUUUGUACAGUGCACUCCCAUUUAUAGAAACACGAGUUAAAAAACAAAACAAAAAACAAUACCAUGUAUUGAACUAAAUUUAUUUAUUUUUUUACAGCUCCUUUGGUCUUUUCCUCUAUUGGUGACUUUCUCACUUAAUCUGCGAAGCAAAUGGCGGGAAUAUGUUCUUAGCAGUGUAUUGCAAAAUAUAUACAGAAUAUAUAAAAAGCAAAAAUUGGAUAGCACUCCCAGGACUUGUAAAAAUAAAACUUAGCUAAUGUUGCUUUAUAUUAAAAGGUCAAAAUGUCCAAGUUUCAGUUUGAUAUCUCCAAACUUUCAUCAGGACCCCACCGGCCAUCAAUGAGUGUGGUUUGGGGGACACUAUGUCUACCUGCUCAUUCUAUUUUGUAGCCCCUAGUCAUUGCCACCAGGUCCCUUGUUUAUUUUAAUGGCCCCCAUUCACAUGGCAGUGUGGGGACACCAUUGUGACGUACCACCUGGCACCCCGGCUGGGUACCUCCGCCAACAGAUGCUUCCUAGCUGAUGCUGAGGACCGUAAGCACCGCACUGCAGACUCCACAACAACUGUAGUUUAGCUGGGAUCUUCUUCACACCUUGGACCAACCUCUGAUAUCCAGGACCAUCUGGGAAAGACCUCUCCUACUCCAGAGAGAGUAGCAGGAACAGCUCUUAUAAGAGCUAGUGAUUAGAACCCAGGGGAGUAUAAGGAGUAUAGCAAUCCCCAGUGUGACAAUGGCAAUAUAGCAGUUCCCCUCCAAUCACGAGACGAGGCUAUGUGUUGCGAGUUAAGCAGGAACACACUUUUAAUGGUGCCACACUGGCCUUUUAUGCAAGUCCCCAUGCAAGGGAACACCCACCUGGACCUUGUGGGGAACAGGAUGACAAUUGUUACAAGCCAAUGAUAAUGCAGUACAGUAUGUGACACUCCCACACAUUACACACAAUCCCUCCCCUCAGCCUAGGAGAUAAUUGAGUCAAGUCCUGUAUGUAACUCAAUUAUCUCCAGGCAGAAAAACACACAUUUUCAUGAAGUAUCAUAAGUACCCCAAAACACAACAUUUCCCCAUAAAAGUCACAUCUCCCCAUAGCCCUGAUCUAGGUGAACUGUCGGUCGGUACCUGAGUUAGUCGAGUAGCCCACCCACAACAAGCAAUUGCUGGACCUGGUGACUCUUGUAGUCUGUCUCUAUCCUAUAGCCAGUGUUACUGCUGCGUAGUGGGGGGAGUUGCUAGUUUGACAGCACUUCUGCUAGGUUGGCCUGCAGGUAGUCAGGCCCUGGACAGCAGUGCUCUACCCUGAUGCCAGCUCUUCUGCUGGAGGGGGGGUCAGUGGGUAUGGCAAUCCCAUCCACUAACCCCAGGGCCCGGCUGGGAAUUGGCUGUGGAGGGGAGAAAUCGCUUACCUCCUCCUCCUGAUAUAUCUGCGAGGUUAGUUAGGGAUCUGGACCGGACGUCCAGCAUCCCUGUAGAUCCAGUACAGAGAUCUCGGUCCCAUCUGUACUAUUGGGGUAAGGGUUGCUGACCCCCUGUAGCUGGACCACAUGUCUCUCCCAGUAUCUCCGGCUGCUGCUGGAAAGAGAGAUCGAUUGUCUCCUCUCCCUGUAAGGUACACUGCCGCUGGGGAGAGAGACUGGCUGUCUCCUCUCCCUGCAAGGUACACUGCGGCUGGCGAGUGAGUCUUUACUCUCAGUAACUCUGGCUGUUGCUGGGGAUCUGGGCCCGUUGCCCAGCAUCCUUGUAGGGCCGGUAGAGAGACCUCAGUCCCAUCUCCACUUGCCAUUUUGAGUUUCUCUCCAGACCCAUCUGUAAGGUCCCCAUGUAAUUGGAAGGAGGGAUCACCUGUCUCCCCUUCCGGUAUAUCUGACUGUUGUUGGAGAGUGAGGCCGGCUGUUCUCCACUCCCGGUAGAAUACACUGCUGCUGGGGAGAGAGACCAGUUGCCUCCUCUCCCUGUAAUGUACACUGCCACUGGGGAGAAAGGAUGACACUUUCUGCUCCAUGUGAUGCACACUGCCACUGGGGAAUAGGACUGACCGUCUCCACUCCCUGUAACUCCGGCUGUAGCUGGGGAUCUGGGCCGGCUGCCCAGUAUCCCUGUAGGACUGGUGGAGAGACCGCUGUCCCAUCUCCACCUGCCAUCUGGGGGUCUUCCCAGGACCAGUCUAUGAUAUCUGUCCAGCCAAAGGGCUCUAGUUCUGGAUCUGACACCCUGCUCUCCUGCAGUACAUUCAGAAUAUAUUGGGACUGACUGGAGCUGAGCAGGUACUGGUACUCCUGCUCCAGAUCACAUUCCCUGACGGCAGCAAUAGGGAGAUCGAGCAUGGCUUCUCUGUAGUCAUGUAUGUCCCAAAGCUGUGAUUCUGCAGCAUUCCUGAACUCUGGUUCGGCAAAGGCUUCCCAUAACAGGUCAGGGCUGUUGUAAUCCUUGCCCUUAGGUCUGUCGUACUUAGCCAUCCCGGGAACACACUGAACCGCGUACCACCAUAGCACCUGGUACGUGUCAUUGAGCCACAGUUUCCUCCAUACCAGUAAAUCAACCUGCUUCACCCACUCCCACCUUGGCUUUUCUCCCAGCAUAGGCAUCCGCAUUUCCCCUGGGGCCUGUAGUCGCUGCUACUCGCUGGGGAGAUGCUCACCUUGCCACAGCUCUUUUCAUCCUAUAGCUCUUUUCUGGCGUACUCUCUGUAGUCCAACAUGGCCGCUUCUGAUACUGGCCCAUCCUGUAAUGUCAAGAGGUUCAGCAGACAGACUCCGGCUGAAAACCCGUCUAAUUGGGAUCACUCUGCAGGCAAAGUUUAUCAUCCCAAUCAGCGAUUGCAAUUGCCGAAGGGUCACUUUGCGCGCAUGCACCACAGCGGCCAGAACACCCUGCAGCCCCUCCAGCUUCGCAAGCGGCAGCCGACACUCUUGUCCACCGCUAGCGGCACCCCAAAUCGGCCCGCCACCCAUUUGAUGAUUCUCAGCAGGUGCAGGCACGCAGGAGAGUCAGCUGGCCCUACGCAGAGGAAGUCGUGUAGGUAAUGCACCACCGCUCUGCAUGAAAUGGAACAGCCCAUCGGGAGGCAUAAGUCCACAAAGUAUCCCCGCCUGGUCGAAUGAUGCAUAAGAGACCGAGCACAAAUCUUUGUCAAUAUCGUCAUUCACCGAUGCUCCUUUUGGGUAGGAGAGGUGGUGAAUGAGACUGAACUUCCCCACAACCUUCUUGGGGACCACCCCAAGAGGGGAAACCCUUAAGCCCUCCAACAGUGGUACCAGGAACGGGCCCGCCAUCCUGCCCAACAGCACUUUCUUGCCAAGUUUUUCCCGGACAAAUACCGGGAACUCAGCCACCGAUAUGAGAUUACGCAGCCCCCGCGUCUCGCCCCUAUCCCGGAAGGAUAUAAAGAACCCUCGCUCAAAACCAGCCCUGAGUAAUUCGGCAUCCACCCUAUUACCAUAUUGGUUUAGCCAAGGCUCCGUCGCGUCUAGCCUCACUUUGGGAAGGCGGCCAACGAGGCGGACUGCCCCUCUGCGCCGGCCGUGUGCUGAAAAGGGCUGCACCUUCUGCGCCAUCAUCAGCUUCAUCCAGAGAGGUAGGUCCAUUUGAUCCCACCUCAUACCUGGAUUGGCCGCCAGCCACUGCCGGAACUGCUCAUCGUACAGCCACCAGGCCAGUACACAAUAGGUGCGGUACGCUUCCCAAAUUCCGUCCAAGUAGCAGAACAGGGAUGAGCAUGAACCCGGCGAUUUCUCGCCCAAUAUGCUGGCCAGAACGCCCUCAACCAGUUACCAAAGGACUUCGGUAUCUUGCAAUACCGCUUCCGUUUCUCCUCCUCCUCUUUUUUUCUCAUGUUUCUCAUCUUCCUCCUUGAGGUCAAUAAAGUCCUCCAAGGGAAGAAGGGAAAAGAUCUCACAGAACUCCUUUUUCCAAAUCUUUUCCUUCACCUCCUGUUUGAGGUGAACCCCCAGCGGGGGUCAACUCCGCCCUAUUGCUCUCUGCAUCCACUGCACCGCCACCCCAGCAUCUCCGCUUGAACCAGUCCCCGCAGAAAUCCCCUCACAGGACCCCGCGACCCCAGCCCGUCAUGCCCACACCUGACCUACAUUACCUCCUGUACCACCUCUCGCCCCCAUUGAGUGGAGUAGUGAUUGUAGUGUGUGUACCAAUGUGCUGGAUUUUAGUGAUUCACAGGACUCACCGGCCAAGGCCCUAGUCCCAGAAGUGCCCGGGGCUGCAUUGCAAACUGCCACAUGUCCAGGAUGAGCGACAUCCGUCAACCGGGAAGCCCACCCAGCACCUUGACAGCGCUGAGGAGGAGUGGCUCUGAGAUCUGAAAUGAGAUGUCCUGGGUAGGGUGUAUUGAUCCCAUGCUACCCUCCCGUCCCGACCCUGAGAGCGCCUGCCUGCAAUCAAAGCAUACCGUCGUGUGCCGCCUUACCUCUGCACUCCUGGGGACCAGACAGCCGCACCCCGGGGACUGCGACUCCUACCAUCCCCACCCAAUGACCGCCCCCAUCGAUUAUGCCUGGGAGACCCUGCCCUAUCCUCCGCUGAACUACCAGAUAUGGACCGGCGGCGCUGCGACCUCCCUUUCGUACCCCCAGACACCGAGACCCUGACUGGCGAAGGGCUAAGGCUGCUAGACCCCGAACGGGACCUACCUAUGCCGCCCUCAUCCUGCCCAGCAGCGCGGCCCUCCUGACCCACCUGUCUCCUAGAUACUGCCCUCUCAAACGCCCCACGGUCCCUGUGUACCCCUGACUACCGAUGGCGCGGGGGUAUACCCCUAGAACCCAUGUCGAUUUUCCCACCCACCUUUCCAGCUAGGCCUAAGGACCGCCCUGUAUCCCCAUCCCUUCACCUGGAGCCACUAAACCCCUUGCACCUCCCCAGCCGCCCCCCCCCCAUUCUACCUGUGGCCCAGGGGAAACUCGCCCACUCCCAACCAUAUCCCCCUGGCCACUAGCCCCGGGCUGCGCUCCCCCACUGCAUUGGUCACCAAGGUGUCCCCAGCCAGAGCCCCCUGCACUUGCCUGUUGUGCCAGGGGUCUGCCGUCCACGACCUCAGGUGGAGGGGGCUCCCUCCCGGGCCGUGACCCCUUCCCGGUAGUCACUCCAGGAGGCCGCCCGUCCGCAAUCGUGGCCUCCGCCUCCUGGCGCGGCCCGUCUGACCUGGGAGCCGCCCCGCAACUGUCCAAGGCAGUUGCCCGUCGAGGCCCUGGCUGCGCGAUGGGAGGCGGGGCCUCGACCAUGCGGCUGCUGGGCCUGCUGCGGCCUGCUCCUGCCGCCACUCGGCCUCCCAGACUGUCUUAACCGGGUCCUGCGCCCGGGCUUAGCCUCCUUGUUGGACUUCUGGCGUCCUCUCCCGCCAUACCACUCCACCGCCAGGGCUGGUCCAAGCUGGGCCCGUACCCAGUCCGCUCCCUAUUGCCGCACUGCCGACCGGAUUCCCUCCAGGAGCCUCUCGAUGUCGUCCAUGGCCCUGCAGAAAGAGAAAAAAAAAACACCAGGCCAAAUCUUAGGGCACAGGUGUGCACAGAAACUCGACCAGGUAGGAAAUUAAAAGUGACUCAUCUAAAAUGGCUACCUAUUUAAAUAGCCAAACCCAACUACCCAUAACUCCAAUCCCUGCUUGCUUCCUCCUAUGCCCACCUCCUAACCCCUGUCAAUCCUGCUGAACCAUUAUCUUUAGGCAGAUUAGAUAGUGUUUAGAUACUAUUUAGUACCAUCUUGCUAUCAUCUCCACUUAGCAACUUAUUUUUAUUACUGAUUGACUCCACUGUGAGGACUCCAUACUUACCAAUCUUCCUGUGCAGUCUCAAUCAGUCCUGCUUUAUUGUUUACAUUGCUGUAUUAAUUCCUAAUACUAGUAGGCAUUUUUAACAGGGUAUGGAUUUCUAAUACCUUUUAUAUGUUCACUGAUUGUACACAAGCAUAUUCACCACAUGUUAAGAUUUGUUAAUAUUAAAAAUUAUUUUUUUUUUUAUUUUAUUGAUCUAGUACUAUCUCUGGUAGCAACUAGUCUAGUAUCUCUGAGAUUUGACAGUCAGUCAUAAUUUCUGAUUUAUAUUUCAGACUGUGUAGGUACACUAUUUUUUUUCUUUUUUGAGUUAUAGGUGAAUUUCAAUGUUUUAUUCAAUAGUGUCAUUUAUAGAGAAUUGUCAGCUCCAUAUGUAUAUAUAAUUAUGUAAAAUAAAGGUAAGUCAACCUAAAAACUGGAUGGUUAGUGAAAAAAUAUAUAGGUUUCUACUUUUCUUUUUCAUUUAUAUUUUGAUUUAUUUAUGCAGAUAUACAAUAUGUACCCUAUUUUUGGAAUUUUUCCUGGAAGUCAUAAAGAAUUUUUCAGAAAUGUGGAAGAACUCUAUGCAUUCCUUAAAAAAACGUUCGUAGAGCAUAUGACCCAUUUAGAUAGAGAAGAUCAAAGAAGUUUCAUUGAUGCAUUUCUUGUACGGCAAAAAGAGGUAUGUGGCUGUAAAAGCAUAACCUUUAAAUGCUCUUUUCCACCUCUAUUAACCUGCAACUGCCAUAGUUGCCACUUGUUAUUUCUGUACCCCCUUUAUCGCUUUUGACAAUGACUAAACAUAAUAUAAUACUUAUAGUAAGCUCACUGAUACUUCUGUUUUUCUAAAUUUAGGAAGCAGAUAACCCAGAAUCAUAUUUUGAUAACCAUAACCUAACAACUCUUGUGAGAAACCUGUUUGCUGCAGGAAUGGAAACAACCGCUACCACUAUUCGUUGGGGUCUUCUGAUGAUGAUUAAAUAUCCAAAAAUCCAAGGUAGUACUAAAAAUCAUUAUACACGUAUUUGUAGGGAGUUUUUUUAUGUUUAUAUUUUUAACUUUAAGGCAAGUAAAAAAAACUCACAGGCACUCCAAGUGUAAAGCGGCAGGCAGGUUUAUUGCAACAAAAUGCACCGCAACAUUUCGACCUGACUAGAGGUCUGUGUCAAGCUUGACAAAGACCUCUAGUCAGGUCGAAACGUUGCGGUGCCUGUGAGUUUUUUUAUUUGCCUCAUCGUGUUGGGAUUGCUGGUCUUGCUCUGGAGCACCCGUGGCCGCUGUGAAUGAGUGCAGUUCCUGCCAUCAACUUUGCUAUAUCUUUAACUUUGUGAUGCGAUAUAUUAUUUAUUAGACUAAAGGGUGUGUAUGUAUAUGUAUGUAUGUGUGUGUGUGUGUGUGUGUGUGUGUGUAUAUGUAUGUAUAUAUAUAUAUAUAUAUGUGUGUGUGUGUGUGUAUAUAUGUUCAACUUGGAACUCACAGAAAGGAAUACUCCAACAAUCAUUGUGCUUUAAUGGGUGUGGCCUCCAGAGUUCUUUUCUCACCAAUGUAUGUAGUCAAAAUGUUUGCUAACAGUUUGGCAACUCAUCUGAGGUCUGCCAGGGGCCAGUCACUUACUCCACUGAGAGCCAGAUGCUUCUCUCUUUAGUUAGAUCUCCUCAGCUAAGUCUUGCUACGCAUGGCCAGUUCAUUAGUCAAGAGUAUUUGUUUAUUGUUCUUAGCCAGUGAGCUUUGUCCUGGUUACUGGUUAUUUUUUUUUUGUUUUCAAUAUAUCAUUUUUAUUGAUUUAAAAAAAAAAAACAAGAAAUCGGUAAAACGUAGCAAACAUUGAGGAAAUAUCCUCAUUUGAAAAACAGUUUGUAUAAACAUAUGUAUGUUAUAGAAUCUACAUCAAAAUUAUUAACAUAUGAGUAUUAUAGAUGUCGCGAACCAUUCGCGAACGGUUCGCCACGAGCUGUUCGCAGGGAACUCCGGUCAGCUGACACAUCCCGGCCAAUCUCCAGCAGACCCUCCCUCCCAGACCCUCCUACUUCCUGGACAGCAUCCAUGUUAAGCUCACUGAUACUUCUGUUUUUCUAAAUUUAGGAAGCAGAUAACCCAGAAUCAUAUUUUGAUAACUCCAGAGUUCUUUUCUCACCAAUGUAUGUAGUCAAAAUGUUUGCUAACAGUUUGGCAACUCAUCUGAGGUCUGCCAGGGGCCAGUCACUUACUCCACUGGAUGCUGUCCAGGAAGUAGGAGGGUCUGGGAGGGAGGGUCUGCUGGAGAUUGGCCGGGAUGUGUCAGCUGACCGGAGUUCCCUGCGAACAGCUCGUGGCGAACCACGGCGAACCGUUCGCAAGAAGUUCGCGGACGAUUCCCGACAUCUCUAUUGAGUAUUAUUAAGUAACAAACUACAUAAACAUUUGUAUAUCUUCCGGACCAGCUUUGGUCACCUUCAAAAAACAAAGUAAUAUUGGAUCAACUAUAGUUACAUUCAUAUUUUAAGAUUGACAGUCAUUAGAAAACCUUCUGUUACAAGAUGCAUGGGUGUGUGCUGCUAAGCAUGGUUUAUGAUAAAACAUUUUGAUAACGAUUAGGUAUUUGAGUAAACGGUGUUACAGAAGAGACUUCCAAUUGGGCUCCUGUUUUGUUAGAUAUAUAACAUGUAUUUUUUUUUAUUACUAUGUGUCAGUUAGAAUUGCUUACAAAUCCUACAAGUGAAGAAAAUGUUUUACCUACAAUAUGUCUCUGUCAUAGGGGAUUCAUUAUUUGCCGGGGACUUAAAUAUUUUUAUUUUAUUCUUUAUUAAAAUGCAGGGCCAUCAUCAUGGGGUGACAACUAUAACAGUUGUAACAGGCCCAGCCAUCCGGACCCUUCAUUCCAGAUCUGGAGCAGCAAAACUGCUGCCAGUGCAGAUGCAACAGGGCCCGCACGCUGGUGGGGCCCAUCGGUUGGCACUCAAUGAGCAUAUGUCUUCAAGGGUCCACUCAGCAUUGCAGCCCUUUAAUAGUGUGAUUGUGACCCUCUAAAAAUGCCAGCCACAGCUGGUGCUGGGAGAAAGCUUACUCCACAUGGGAGGGAGGAGACCGAGUGGAGUCAGGGAGGAGGGUAGAGCCAAAUCAAGUUCCAAUAGGCCCAGCCACCUGCCUGCACUCAAAAGUUGGCUAGAAAUGACCUGCAUGUGUGUGUGUCAGUAUUUAUGUAUGUGUGUCAGAAUGUCUGUGUGUGCGUCUGUAAAAAUUAUGGUAGGAGCCGCACUUAAUCCCAGCAGCCACCCGGUGCUCCGGAGCAGGACCAGCAAUCCCACAAUGACAAAGCAACAAAGAAAUCCCCCAGGCACUCAAAGUGUUAAAGCCACAGGCAGUUUUAAUGAAACAAACAAGAACAGCAAUGUUUCAAACUCCUAAAAGGUAUUUUUCAAGCUUGAAAAAGACCUCUUAUGAGGUCAAAAUGCUGCUGUUCUUUUUUGUUUCAUUAAAACUGCUUGCGGCUUUAACACUUUGAGUACCUGGGGAAUUUCUUUGUUGCAUUGUGUGUGUGUCUGUGUGUACAUCUGUGUAUGUAUCUAUGUGUGUCUGUAUGUCGCUGUAUAUCAAUGUGUAUGUUUGAUUGGUUGAUUAUAUAUUUCCUACCUGUUCUAUAUUAAAUUUUGUAUUUAUUGUGUAUUAAUAUUGUUUUUGUAUUUUAUUGUACCCUAAUGUAACAAUGCAAUGAUUUGUGGACCCAGGGCAUACUUGAAAACGAGAGAAAUCUCAAUGUCUCUUUCCUGGUAAAAUAUUUUUUAAAUAAAUAAAUGUCAGUGUGUGUCUGCAUGUCAAUAUAUGUGUCUAUCAGUGUGUGUGUCAGUAUGUCUGUGUGAUUGUUUCAAUGUGUUUGUGUGUAUCUGUGUUAGCAUGUAUGUCUGUGUGGCAAUAUGUGUGAUUAUAUCUUUGUGCAUAUCUGUGUGUCAGUAUGUGAGUGUAUUUGUGUGUCUGUGUCAUAAAAUUUUUGCAUGUAGGCAAAUAUUCUUUAUGUAGAUGUAUGACUGUGUUGGUGUAAUUACAAUGACUUUGAAUAAUAUAUUAAAAUGUACUAAUAUAAGUGUAUGUUACUAUCUCUAGAAAAGGUCCAAGAAGAGAUUUCGCAAACAAUAGGGUUAGCACAACCCAAUUACAGCCAUCAUGGACAAAUGCCCUAUACCAAUGCAGUGAUACAUGAAAUCCAGAGAUGUGGUGACAUUCUUCCAAUGACGGUGGCACAUGAAACCACAAAAGAUGUCAACUUCAGAGGAUAUUUUCUUCCUAAAGUGAGUCCCACGUUUAUCUGGAAUGGUAAAAUAACAUAGUAAAAUAACAUUCUGAUUGUAAAAUCAGCUGAUGGGAUUAGCUGCAGUUAAGAAAUUUAACACGAAAGAAGAUAAUGAAGGUGAGGAAUAAGAGAGAGAAGGGAUUUAAAAGGCACUGUAUGUAUCCAACACCAGCAGAAAAUAGAGAUGUAAUAUAUAUAUAUAUAUAUAUAUAUAUAUAUAUAUAUAAGUUAAUUUAAAAUAUGAUUAUUUAAAAUUCAUCUGUACUCAAAGGAGAGGAGAAGGGUAGAUAAUUCUAUGAAUAGAGAUACAUUUAACUGAUAUCAGAAAAGAAAAUCUUUUCACUGAAGUGUAAGAUGAAUGAUUCAUAUUUUGUUGUUGUUGUUAUUAUUACUAUUAUUAUUAUAUUGCUAGGUCCAGCAAAAUGCUUACCACAGAUUAUUAGAAAACCUUUUAAAUUGAUUAGGUAUAAAAUAUAGAUUUAUUUCUAGACGUGUAAUUUAUCGAGCUCCUUGUGUUCUGUCUCUAGGACAAAGAGCUAAACAUUCCUGCUCCAUAAACUCAAGGCCGGACUGGGGAUUCCAAAGCAGCCCUGGAAAAAAAAAUCUAUGCCAGCCCCAUAAGUCGUUGCACCAUAUAUUGUCGCAUGUAAUAUGUAAGGCUAUGUCUUGCCAUCCUAGAUGAUUGAGAUAGAUAUAUAUAUAUAUAUAUAUAUUGCUUUUUCCAAUACGAUAUAAAAUAUUGGUCCUUUCAGAGUAAAAUUUGUAAUUAUACAGUAAGCAUACUCACAUGCAGACACAGACAAUCUCACUGACACAAGCUGAUUGAUACACAGCCUCAUAGACAAACAAUCUCACUGAUAUUGACAUAAAAACACAAGCUCACUCAGUAGCAGGCACACACACACACACACACACACACACACACAAGCAAGCUGUCAGGAUUACUGUUUGAUCCAGCGCGUAGAACUGUACAGCAUGGAUGACAAAUAAGUAACGUAUUACCGGUCCUUAGAAUGGCCGGAUUUAACGUACAAAGAAUAGUCAAAAAUACUAGCCGAGGUCAGGGAACACAGAAAGGGACACAGCGAUGAGGAAAGCCAGGAGUCAGGAUACCAGAAUAUAGAGAAGUCAAUAAACAAAGCCAAAGUCAAAAACCAGGUAGAAAACUAUAAACAGGAACGCGCUCUCGGACAACCACAAGGGAAACCCCGACAGGGCACUGAGCAGGCUGAGAACUGGGCCUAAAUACCCCUCCUUUAGUUCUGAUAGGCUGUAACCGGCCUUUGACCCCAAAGUCCGUUACCAGGUUUCAUUUGCAUAAUUGCUGCUCAGCAUUAACCCUUCUGUGGAUUAGGUUGCUGCUCGGCACAACUUUUCCUGUGUGGACAGUAAAUGUCAUUAACCGCUUUUCUAUAAGCGGAUGAAUACAUGACACCAGGUUUCAUUUGCACAAUUACUGCUCAGCAUUAAACCUUCUGUGGAUUAGGUUGCUGCUCGGCACAACUUUUCCUGUGUGGACAGUAAAUGUCAUUAACCACAUUUCUAUAAGCGGAUGAAUACGUGACACAAGCCCACUCACUAGCAGGCGCGCACACACACACAGCUUAAUGUAGUGGCUCUGGUGUCUAUAGCCUGUCCCUGCAGGCUUUUCAGUGUAAACACUGACUUUUUAGAGAAAAGGCAGUGUUUACAUUGCUUCCUAGUGACAGACACUCAGACGGUCACUAGAGGUGCUUCCUGUGUCAGUGCGGAUUGGCUGAGAUUAUCAAGCUUGAUGAUCUCAGACAUAGAGGCAGGGCCAGUCAAGGGGAGACCAGCACGAUGUGGGAAAAAACAAAAAAGGUGAGGAAAAACACACAUACACACACGCACAUACCAUGACAGACACACACCAUGACACAGACAGACCGUGACACAGACAGAAACACACACACACCAUGACACAGAAAGAAACACAGACACACCAUGACAGACAGACACACCAUGACACAGACAGACACACCUUGACAUGCACACACACCAUAACACAGAGUGUGACACAGACACACACACCAUGACACAGACACACAUUACAUGACACAGACACACACACCAUGACACACAGACACACACACACCACGACACAGAGAGACCAUGACACACACACACCGUGACACAGACAGACACACAUUACAUGACACAGAUAGACACACACACCAUGACAAACACACACACACCAUGACACAGACAGACCGUGACACAAACACACAUUAGAUGACAGACAAACACAAUGACACAGACAAACAUUGCAUGACACAGACAGAUGCACACACCAUGACAGACAGACACACACACCAUGACACACAGACACACAAUGACACAGACACACAUUGAAUGACACAGACACACACACACCAUGGCACAGACAGAGACACACACACCAUGACACAGAUGCACACACCAUUAGAGACACACACACACACACCAUGACAGACACACACACAAUGACACAGACACACCACGACACACAGACACACACACCAUGACACAGACAGACACACACACACACACACACCAGGACACAGACAGACACACACACACACCAUGACACAGAUAGACACACACAUACACUCACACUGACACACAUAAUUGCUACCUGUGUGCUGGCGGCCGCAUGGGGGAGCUGGCUCUCCUGGCGGCCACAGAGGGAGCUCUUUUGGUGGCCGCAGGGGGAGCUGGCUGUUCUGUCUCUGCUCCCCCACCCCAGCACACUGCUUAAUGAGACCAGGGCCUGAAUAUGAUGUCAUAUUCCGGCCCCGGUCUCAUUAAGAGGUGAGCUGGUGGAGGGGGAGCAGAGACAGAAAAGCCAGCUCCCCCUGCGGCCGCCAAAAGAGCUCCCUUUGUGGCCGCAGGUCAGCCAGCUGCCUGCCCGGCCCCAGGUGCCGAUGGCCCACUGGGAAAUUUCCCGGUAUCCCGGUGGGCCAGUCCUGCCCUGCAUAAACUUCAGAUACCAUAUUUGUUUGAUCUCAAAUGUAUUAGAACAAGCCAGGUGAAACUACAAAUGGUAGAAAUAAACAUAAAUCAGUACAGUAUUGUAUACAACAAAGAAACAAUGAUCAAUAAUACAGGAUAGGAUGACAAGAAUUCACUUUUUAAGCUCUCUAAGGGGUGAUGGCUAGGGAUGAGAAGUACAUGACUUGCUGCUUACUGUAUUUUCCCAAGGUGGAGGCUGAUACACUUCCUGUACAAGUUCUGCCCAUAAUGCUGUGCUUUCUAACAACUUUAUUUAAACCUCCUGAGUUACAAUAUAUGCAGAACUAGAGCUAUACCAAAAAAUAACAGUAGAUGAGCUCUACAGAACUAGCUGGUGUAAGUAAAGGAACCCAACAUGUUAUUCUAAACAACAAAACACAAAUAUACUGAAUAAAGUCUGGAGGACAGAACACCUUGUUUCUCAACUACUGGUACGCAUACACAAAGGGGUAUGUGCACUAAAAUCAGGGGGUGUGCCAAAACCUGGCUGACUGGCCACCUUACUUUAAGAAUUCACACAAGCUAUAUAUAACAAUGUUCUUGUCUUUUUUCUCUCUUUCUUGUUUUAUCCAGGGAACGCCGGUGAUCCCAAUAAUCACAUCUGUCCUGAAUGACAAGACACAGUAUCCCUAUCCAGAUAAAUUUAACCCAAAUAAUUUUCUUGAUUCAGAAGGAAAUUUUGUGAAAACCGAUGCUUUUAUGCCAUUUGGAGCAGGUAUAGCACAAUAUCUUAUUUCAUGUUAUGGGACCUGAAACUAGUUAUUAUGGAGUUAUAUUGUCAAAUUCAUUAGUGCAAAUGGUUUUUGGAUGUUGUGUGAUUAUGUUGCAAAACUGAUUUUGGUGCCUAAAGGUAUGUUCUAGUGAUUUAAAAAAAAAAACUUUUUGAUGAUUUUAAUUAGCCGAUCUUACACUCCCAAGUUAUCCUUUAACCCCUAUGUGACGCAUAACGGAAGUUUUAUGUCAUUUACUAAAGUUAACCCCAGAUCGCCACGAUUGCCACAAUUCCCACAAUUGUGGGUUUAACACUGCUCCAGACUGCCUCAGUAUCUGAGGCAGAUGAGUAGCACCUACUCAGGGGUUAAAUGUAUUUAAGUUAAUUUUAAGAUUAUAUAUUUAGCUAGCUUGGGUGGUUGGGAGUUAGUUGGAAAUUGGGGAAUUCACUGUUAGGCUAGUAAGGGUUUCACUGUAAAAAAAAAAGUUUUUAAAAAUUUUAAUAGCAUAAAGAAAAGUUUAAAAAAGUGAAAAAAUAAUUUAAUAAGUAAGAAAAAGUUUUAAAAUGUAAGAAAAAGUUUAACAAAGUAAAAAAUAUAUAUAAAGCACAUGCUCAUUACCACUACACCUGGAACAAACUAGCGAAAAAAUUAUCCCACGCCUUUUGAAACACCAGAGGGUGUAGUCUUUAAAGAAUGGUAUGCGUUUGUAGGGUAAUUUAAAUAGCCAACUUGCUCAACUACUCCAUAAUGGAACAUACACCCAGUGUAAAAAUUAAAAGUUUGAAAAAAAACUGAAUGGCUGCGUCUCACAUGUGCCCCUUCAACAUCACCAUAUAUCUGGCAAAGGUACAUACGGGGAUAUUCCUUUUCUCAGACAAUAUAGCUAAGCAACCUAUGAAGUCUUAUACUGCCAUAGCACGUGAUGGACCACUUGGCACUCUGACUGGGUGCUUCCACCAACUGAUGCUCCUAGUGCUCACCAAGGGCUCCAAGCACUCCACCCGACACCAUCAGCACUGUAGUCCCCAUGUCCAGCAUUACAGCUUGGCUGGUAAUGCGCCAUCCUCCACCCACACUGGACCCAAGACCAGGAUCCAGCUUACAGUGGGUGAAUCUCUCCUACUCCUGAGAGAGUAGCAGGAACAGUUCUUAAAAGAGCUGGUGAUUAUAAUCCCAGGGGAGUAUAGUGAUAUAGCAAUCCCCAGGGUAGACACAGCAGUUUCCUCAACACAUGAGAUGUUGAGGGUAAGCAGGAACUCAAUUUUAAUGGUGCCACACUGGCCUUUUAUGCAAGUCCCCAAUCAAAGGGUACGCCCAGAUGGACCUUGUUGGGACAGGGACACAAAGCCUACAAACCUAGCAGAACAGUAAUUAAUUAAUUAAUCCCAUAACAAACAUACAAUCCCUCCCCUCUGCCUGUGAGAUAAUUGAGUCAGAUACUGUAUUAACCCAAAUAUCUCCAGGCAGAAAAAAACACAUAUUUUACAAAACCCCAUAAGUUCCCCAAAAACACAUGAUAUCCCCACAAUUGUUACAUCCCCUGAUAGCCCUUAUCUGGGUGACCAACAUAUCCAAAAACACCCAGAUCACCUCAGGGGUUCAGGAAUUUCAUGGAAGUCUUAUUUUGACCAAGUGCAUGCAUUGUUUCAUGCCCAAAACAGUUCCAGAGAAUCAGGCUGUGAGGCUGGUCUACUUCUAGGCCGUUCAUGGGUAAAGUCAUUAUAUGUCGCUUGCUCAUGCUCUUCUUCUUUUUAUCGAAUGCAUUCGACUCCCAUCCGAAUAGCCGAACAUCCAUGGAAGGUAAAUAUUUAGCGUGAAUGUGCCGUUGAGUGUCCAAUUUGAGUUCCAUGAACUCAACGACCAAACACCGCUCAUUGUACUCGCGGUUUAAGAUGGCCCCUACUUCAUAUUCGAAUGUCAAAUGGCAGCAACUUCGACUGUUCGGGAGUUCGAAGUGCUACUGUGCCAGUCCAAAAGGGGCACAAAAAGUAUCUUUAACCCAAAGUUCACCACAGGGGCCAUAGUCACAGGGCAGGAGGCUGGCAAACCGUCCCCUCCAAAAACCAGUGGCAAGGUUACUUUCGCCACAUAGCACACAUAAGGUUUGUGAAAUAUACAAUAGAAGCUCACUGUGUGGGCAGUGGCAUAGCAAGGGAGGAAGAGGGUAAGGGGGGAGGGGGCUGGAGGUCCACCCCAGCUGCGAGGUUCCUGCUCCCACCCAAAUUGCCAGUGAAGUGACCCUCCUCCCACUUUCUGACUGAGACCUGGCAGCUGCUCUGCUUGCCAGGUCUCCUCCAUAAGGUGCAGUAAGUGAGGGGAAGAGGUUGGACUGGAGGAUGGGAAGUACCUUGACAGGACUGUGGAGUGCUGGCAGAGAGGAGAUGAAGAGCAGACUGCCAGGUUGCUCUCUGCACAGCCUCCCUCCUCCCUUCUCCCUGCAUCUUCGCAGAUCCCCUUACUCCCUGCACAGAUCCCCUCUCUCUCCUGUACCCUGACAGACCCCCUUUCCUCCCUGCAGAGAUCCCCUCACUCCCAUUAACCCUGACAGUUCCCCCUCUCCUGCACUGCCCCAUCCCUCUGCUGCCCUGCCCCCUCCCUCCACAGAUCCCACCCCUCUUGUCUCUACACUGCACAGCCCCCAUCCCUCUCUGUACAGACCCCCUGCGCCCUCCACAGACCCCCUUCCUACCUGCACCUUCACAGACCUCCUUCCUCCCUGCACCUUCACAGACCCCUUUUUUUCUGCCCCCUCAUUUCCCCCGUGCACAGGCCCCCUUUCUCCCUGCACUCUCCAAAACCCAUCUGCACCUGCUCAUCCAUCCCUGCACCCUCCACAACCCCCCUCCACACAUCCCAUGCCUCCGUGCUAAAAAAUAAAGUAUAUUUAGGCACUAAAAUGGGUAUGUCUGGUGCAGCCACAGACAUCAGCGACUGCACCGGACAUUACGUGGUUCAAGAUAGGGACUGCAAACUAAGCAGCAACCACGGCCUACAAAGCUCUAGCUCUGUGUGGGUCAAAAAAGCAGAAAAAAUACCUACUACUACACUUGGUACAAAAUAGCAAAAAAAUUAUCCCACACUAAGGUUCAAAAUAUGUCUUUUGUAAUACCCCGGGGUGUAUUUUUUAAGAAAUGGUAUGUCGUUGUGGGGUAGUUUGAAUAACCAACCUGCUCAACUACUCCUAAAUGGGCUGUGGACACAGCAAAACAAUUCAAAGUUUGAAAAAAAAUGAUUUUAUAUUUAGACUCCCUGAGAUAGCCUUGUGGGGAUACAGUUUCCAUUCCGGGCAGUAUCCAUCUAAUAACAGUGAGACCUCUAGUAACAGGUUGGACGGCACUACUAUACAGACCUUAGUCUGAUACUUUAUUACAUAGAAUAAUUUUGUGUUUUCACGGAUAGCCUGUUUUUGUACAUUUGAGUUAGUCUCUACGCGAUCAGAUCACUAUAUAGGCUGCAGUUAAUUACUUUAUUUAGAUAACAUUUACUGUUUACUAGAUGUAGACCUGUAAUAUUUUCUGUUUAUUUAGAAGCAUCAAGCCCUUGUGGGCACUUGUAUACAGAUUUAUUUACUUACCCUUAGGAGAGAUAAUUACAAGAUAUUCUGUGGAAAACUACAUUUAAGUCUUCAAAUGUGUUUUUGAGGACUUCUGUGGUACCUCCUGACAGUAAUUGUCUCCACUUUUUGACACCUCUCCACUCGUUUAAAAAAUUGCAGUUGUCGCAUUUAGUAUACAUACCACGCAAUUGUAUUUCAAGCAAUAUAAUAAAGGUAAUUUACGGUACCCUAGCAUUGGUAUGUGUAGGUAUAGUCUAAUUUAGUAUUCUUUUCACUACACUUUACACAACCAUUUUUAUUGGAACUCUAUGCAUAAAUUUCACAAUUUGUUUUCCAGAGGGAACACUUGUUUCGUUACUCUAUACACAGGGUUUAGCCCUUUAAUUUGGAAGACAUAUUCAGGAGAACCUUACUCCAUCUAUAAUUAGUUGGAAUAUAUUGCCUGCUAAAGUGCUCCAAAGUGGAAAACAGACCCAUCAAAACAAUCUAUGAAAAUUCACACUUAAAAACCUGAAAUUGUCACGUCUCUUUUACAGCACUGUAACUUCACAAAAUAGUGUCUAGGUCAUACAUUGGGCAUAUUGUUUUACUUAGAAGAUGUAACUGAUGUAACUAAUGCCAUUGUUUAUCCUCACCACAGACAUUGACAUAAAUUGGUGGAAAAAUGGUGAAAAGUUAAAGCACUAUAUAUAUUUAUAAUUCAGUAACCAGCACUUGAAUUUGCGACCGAGCUAUUUGAUUUAUUAGUUUAUUCAUUUUUUCAUGAAUUCAUCUUUAUUAAAAAAAAUUCUACUAUCAUAUCGGCACUUGCUUAGUGGGAAUGGUGGCAGGUGCCCUUGAAGGCACAGAGGGUGUGCUAGUUGGAGGAUUUGAAGUAUAGCUAGUUGAUUGUGAAGCUAUCAGCAUCCUGACAAGUCUCUGUUUAUAUCUUGAAGAGUUAGCACUAACAGAAUUCUAUACACUGAGUACUUAGAGAUCCAGCUAUAGAACCCAUUAGCAACUUCAAACUCCUACCCCCGAGUCUUUAGACUGCCUUCUCUGCCUGCCAAACGAUCUAGAUGUUUUCUCUGCCUGUUACAGAUUGAUACGUAUAUGGUAUUCUGUGAGUAAUAAGUGGAACACUAAUAGACAUAUAUACCUAGUGACGAAUAGACAGUUUUGACUAUAGGACUUCUAUAACUCUAUCUAGGUUUCUAAUAUAAGUUUAAUUCUCCUUGAUAAAUUAAGCUCCUUUUUACCAUUAGUAUUAUCCUGUCAUUACCUUCAUUCAGCAGUUUAUCUAAAUCACCGACUGCUGGGACUUUUUCUUUUGCGGUCUUAAUCAGUCCUGCUGAACUGUUAUCUUUAGGCAGAUUAGAUAGUGUUUCUAUACUAUUUAGUACUAUCUUGCUAUCAUCUUCACUUAGCAAUUUAUUUUUAUUACUGAUUGACUCCACUGUGAGGACUCCAUACUUACCAAUCUUCCUGUGCAGUCUCAAUCAGUCCUGCUUUAUUGUUUACAUUGCUGUAUUAAUUCAUAAUACUAGUAGGCAUUUUUAACAGGGUAUGGAUUUCUAAUACCUUUUAUAUGUUCACUGUUUGUACACAAGCAUAUUCACCACAUGUUAAGAUUUGUUAAUAUUAAAAUUUAUUUAUUAUUUUAUUUUAUUGAUCUAGUACUAUCUCUUAUAGCAACUAGUCUAGUAUCUCUGAGAUUUGACAGUCAGUCAUAAUUUCUGAUUUCUAUUUGACUGUGUAGGUACACUAUUUUUCUUUUUUGAUAAUUUCUACCUGGGGUUACCCCCCAUUUUCUUAGUGUACCUAAUUGUUGGCUCUACCUCUGCUCUUUUUCUUACAUUCUUGGAGCCACCUUUUUGAAUUAGCAUUUUAAACAGAUAAGAAGUAAACACACAGGUAACUAAAAGGUAGCAAAAGUGAUAUAAAAUCAUAAAUCAAUAAUCAAUUCUUUAAAACAAUGAAUGGGCUGCUUCACAACACGAAAUCAAGCGGAACUAGUUAUGAAAAUAAACGUGUGAGUGGGCGCUCUAAACAACUCAAAUGUAUAUUCCAGCAGCAAAAAGAUCUAAACAGUUGAUAACCUGAAAAGGUCUCAAUCUGUAGCAUCAAUUAAUGUCUGAAGGUAAAACUGUAUAAAACAGCUAAUAUAUCAGAAAUAUCAUGAAACAAAAUACAUAGUAUAACCUCUGAGUACCAACAACCUAGAGUGUGGAAGUAUAUAACACAAAAGGUGACACUAUCGGAUUCAGCAAUCCAUAAGUAUAAAAAAUCUCAACCAAACAAAUACAUAAAUAACAUUUAUUAAAUAUAAAAUAAAACACAAUAUAUGUGGAAUUAUGAGGAUAAUGUUAAUAUGACUCCUUCACUGGAGAAUUAUCGGAUAAGGGAAAAAAUUAAAAUAAAUUCAAUGUUUAGGAAAAAAAUCUAACAAUGGUAAAAAAGUGGGAAGAGAUUCUAUCAGUAGAACGCUGGAGGUGCAUGCAUGCUAAAUUAUACCGGGUAGAUGGGACAUAGAGCUCUUAAACCUUCCGGCUAUCAUGGCUCUGCUAAGGGUGUGCUGAGACGAAACCCCAAGCCUGAAAAAGCUCUGGUGGAAUCCCUGUAUCACUUACCCUGUUUGCCGCGCCAGAAGCUGGGUAGAGGAGCAUGCCGCUCCACACUCACCCAAUGUUGGAAAGACUAAAUCUAUUUUUGGCAAAAAACGUCAGCCGAGAUGUCGUAAUCCGGACCUCAACAAGUUAGUGCUGGAACUAUGAGUGAAGAUGAUAGAUUCAGUCAUUUCAUCGUACUUGAAGACUUUAUCAAGACUGUGAUCUUCCAAGAAUCUGAUCGGUAUAUAUACCGAUACUCAGAGCUAAUUAAAAAAUUUACUUGUGAUUUUUUUUUUUUCGCAAAAUGGCCGUUAUUAAAGUGACAGUGAAAAUAAAUAAUAAAAAAGGAAUUGGACACAGAUUUUAAUAAUAAUAAGAAAAGAAACAUUAAAAAUGUUGAAACCUAUUCCAUACCCCUAAAUCAAAUGUGAACAGUAUCUAGGGCUGAUGCUUAAAAACACCAAAUGCAUUUAAAGUUUUUCCUGAUAAAAUUUAUACACUUAAAGUAAGAUUCAGACAUAAAACACAGACAACAUAUUAUUUAAAAUCAGUCACAUAUUCAGUGACAAAAGUGACACAGUGAGUAUUCACAACUACCCUAAAAUGCUAUAAAACUAAGCCAACAUUAGGUCCCUACUUUCAUAUAGAUUUUAACUUGAAUAACAGCUAGUUGUCCAAUAGGGAGACCCUAUAUGAUCAACAGAAAUCUGUAAAAGAUAUAUAAAAAUACUGAUAAAAAAUAAGUAUCAAUUGUCGGAAUUAAAGGUCCAGCAAAUACUGGAUCUUAAUAUAUAUCUAGGUGGAGAAGAGUUAAUCGGAUAAAAAAUGAGAAGCUAAGAAAACUAGAAAAAGAAAAAAGAACUGUGUAAUCUGUUCUAAAUCUUUAUUUAGUCCAUAUUGGUUAAGGCUGUUGAGCCUGAAGAUCCAGUUUGUUUCAGCCAUAGUAAGGGCUUUUUUCCUAUUUACAGUAAAAUUAUCAUCUGAGAUAAGUUGUAUCCCCAUCAUUGAGAUAUGUUUAGAAUUGCUGUAAUGAACUGCCUGAAAAUGUUUCGCCACCAGCGAUUUUUAUUUUUUAUUUUUAUUUUUUUAUCGUUAUGUAAAAUUGCCAGUCUAUGUUCCCUAAACUUAAUUUUCAGUGUUCUGCUUGUCUGUCCCACAUAGAGUAAUCCACAUGAGCAGGUGAGUACGUAAACAACAUAGGAUGAAUUGCAGGUAAUCCUAGAAUAAAUUGAAUAUUUUCGAUCACUAGAAGAGGAUCCAAAUUCAGAUUUCCCAUGACAAAUAUAUUGACAAGUGAGACAACGGAUAGCACUGCAUCUAAUGUUGCCCGUAACGUGUUGGGGAAGAUGAUUUGGGGGUUCAAUAGGAACUAAUUUGGAAGGAGCUAAGAUAUUUUUCAAGUUCAUAUUUUUACUGAAGGUGACCCUAGGUUCCAUGGGAAUACUAAAGUUCAACCAGGGAUCCAGGCGAAGAAUAGACCAGUGUGUCUGUAGGAUAUGAAUAAUUUGGUCAUAUGCGUUGUUAAAAGUUGUGGUAAAAACGGGACCCUUAUCCAUUGAAACGUCUUUAGUGCUGAUGGCGAACUUAUGAGGAUUCUUUUUAGGUCUGCACGGUUGGUUCAUCAACAGGAGUGUAAUGGACUGGUGGACAUUAGUAGGGAUGAUUACAGGGGUGGGGGGGAAUCUCCCUAAGAGGAGUGGUAAAUACGUGAAUUUCUGUCCAGAUUCCUCUCCUUAUUAUAAGCAUGAAGAAUGGUUCGUGGAUCAAAUUCCUUUUCUAAAAAGCGCGUGUAUAAAUUUAAAAGCCUCUUCCUCAAAGUCUUUCAAUAAAGUGCAAUUUCAUCUUAGCCUAAUGAAUUGUCCAAAGGGUAUAUUAUUCACCCACGUCGUAUGGUGACUACUAGUUGAAUGCAAGUAGCCAUUCACGUCCACUGGUUUCUUGAAGGUUUUGGUGAUAAUACGUCCAGUUUCUCCCUGUAGGAUAAAAUCCAAGAAUUAAAAUUUGACUUUGUUCUUAGUACUAGUAAAAGAAAGUCCCCAUAGAUUUGUAUUCAGAUCUGUCUAUUUCGUUAAAAUCCCCCUUCCAGAUGACAAGGAUAUCGUCGGUAAAUCUUUUAUACAAAACUAAGUUUUCUCUCCAUCGUGGAUUAUCUAAAGCAUGCUGAUGUUCCCAAAAGCCCAUAAAAAGGUUAGCAAACGCCGGAGCAAAACUCACCCCCAUUGCAUUACCUUUAAUUUGCAGAUAAUAUUGUUCGUUAAAACAAAAAUAAUUAUGGGUUAACAUAAAAGAAACACUCAUAAGUAUGGCAUCAGCUUGGUUUCGAGGGAGUAGAGGAUCGGAGAAUAAAAAAUAUUCCAAUGCCUUAAGCCCUAGGUUAUGGUCAAUAUUGGUAUAUAGUGCUGUAACAUCAAUAGUUAUCCAACAGUAAUGUUCUUUCCAAUUGAUCUCCUUGAUCAGUGACAGUACAUGGCUUGUAUCUUUAAUGUAGGAUGACAAGUUAGUCACAAACUUUUGAAGAUGAGUAUCAACCCAUUUAGACAGGGGGGCAGUGAGUGGGUCAAUAGAGGAAAUUAUUGGUCUACCCAGGGGGUUGGUAACAGACUUUCUUUUUUUUUUUUUUUAGAUUUUAGGUAAGUAAUAAAAAAUUGGAUGUUGCCAUUAGCAGAUAAAAGAGAACCUUUUCCCUUUUCUCAAUACAUCCCAUUGUAAACAUGGUAUCCACUAGUGUACGAAGUUCUUUCGUAAACUGGACAGUGGGGUUAAAUGUGAGCAUUUUAUAGUAUUGCUUAUCCCCUAAAAUGUGAUUAGCCUCUUUCAAAUAAUCCUCUCUAUUGAGGAUAAAACUGCCACCACCCUUAUCCGCUCCUUUGAUAACUAUACUGCGGUUUCUUUUUAGUUCUUUUAGAGCUCUAGCUUCUUCUUGGGUCAUAUUAUUGUAAGGAAUAACUGACUUGUAUUUGAAAUUAUUAUGGUGCUUCAAUUUCUUAAAAUCUUGGUCCUUAUGUUCGCAUUCACAAUUUCCAAAGCGUCAAUUUCAGUGUUUAUUUCCAUUUGCUCAUCAAGGAGGGACAGAUUUUUAAAAAUAAUUUUGUCUUGAGGAUUGUUAAGGAAACCAGGGCAUUGAUCUGCACUAUUGGCUUCCAUAAUAUUAAAAGACCUCGUCAGUGUGAGUUUCCUAACAAACUGAUUCAGGUCUUUGAACAAAUCAAUGAUGUUAGGGAAUUUGAAAGGGGCAAAACUGAGACCUUUAUUUAGCAACAGAAUUAGUACAUGUGUAGAAAGAUUAAAGAUGCCUUUCAGGGGAGGCAUCUUACUUUGGGUUGAGAUCCACUUCCCCUUGUUCCUCUAUGGGGGCAUCUCUUUUCCUGCCCCCUACUUUUGUAAAUAGGGGAUAUGUGCGCGGAGCAUGGUGAGUACCUUGCCCUAAUAAAAGAUGUUGUUCUUCCACUGGAGCUCUGGAGGUUAUAGAUUUUGGUCAUGCUCCUAAAUCCGUAGUAGCCUUAGAUCAGACCUCCUAGUUGUUAGGCGUGGUAGGUAGAUACAGGGAGUGCAGAAUUAUUAGGCAAGUUGUAUUUUUGAGGAUUAAUUUUAUUAUUGAACAACAACCAUGUUCUCAAUGAACCCAAAAAACUCAUUAAUAUCAAAGCUGAAUAUUUUUGGAAGUAGUUUUUAGUUUGUUUUUAGUUUUAGCUAUGUUAGGGGGAUAUCUGUGUGUGCAGGUGACUAUUACUGUGCAUAAUUAUUAGGCAACUUAACAAAAAACAAAUAUAUACCCAUUUCAAUUAUUUAUUAUUACCAGUGAAACCAAUAUAACAUCUCAACAUUCACAAAUAUACAUUUCUGACAUUCAAAAAUAAAACAAAAACAAAUCAGUGACCAAUAUAGCCACCUUUCUUUGCAAGGACACUCAAAAGCCUGCCAUCCAUGGAUUCUGUCAGUGUUUUGAUCUGUUCACCAUCAACAUUGCGUGCAGCAGCAACCACAGCCUCCCAGACACUGUUCAGAGAGGUGUACUGUUUUCCCUCCUUGUAAAUCUCACAUUUGAUGAUGGACCACAGGUUCUCAAUGGGGUUCAGAUCAGGUGAACAAGGAGGCCAUGUCAUUAGAUUUUCUUCUUUUAUACCCUUUCUUGCCAGCCACGCUGUGGAGUACUUGGACGCGUGUGAUGGAGCAUUGUCCUGCAUGAAAAUCAUGUUUUUCUUGAAGGAUGCAGACUUCUUCCUGUACCACUGCUUGAAGAAGGUGUCUUCCAGGAACUGGCAGUAGGACUGGGAGUUGAGCUUGACUCCAUCCUCAACCCGAAAAGGCCCCACAAGCUCAUCUUUGAUGAUACCAGCCCAAACCAGUACUCCACCUCCACCUUGCUGGCGUCUGAGUCGGACUGGAGCUCUCUGCCCUUUACCAAUCCAGCCACGGGCCCAUCCAUCUGGCCCAUCAAGACUCACUCUCAUUUCAUCAGUCCAUAAAACCUUAGAAAAAAUCAGUCUUGAGAUAUUUCUUGGCCCAGUCUUGACGUUUCAGCUUGUGUGUCUUGUUCAGUGGUGGUCGUCUUUCAGCCUUUCUUACCUUGGCCAUGUCUCUGAGUAUUGCACACCUUGUGCUUUUGGGCACUCCAGUGAUGUUGCAGCUCUGAAAUAUGGCCAAACUGGUGGCAAGUGGCAUCGGCAGCUGCACGCUUGACUUUUCUCAGUUCAUGGGCAGUUAUUUUGCGCCUUGGUUUUUCCACACGCUUCUUGCGACCCUGUUGACUAUUUUGAAUGAAACGCUUGAUUGUUCGAUGAUCACGCUUCAGAAGCUUUGCAAUUUUAAGAGUGCUGCAUCCCUCUGCAAGAUAUCUCACUAUUUUUGAUUUUUCUGAGCCUGUCAAGUCCUUCUUUUGACCCAUUUUGCCAAAGGAAAGGAAGUUGCCUAAUAAUUAUGCACACCUGAUAUAGGGUGUUGAUGUCAUUAGACCACACCCCUUCUCAUUACAGAGAUGCACAUCACCUAAUAUGCUUAAUUGGUAGUAGGCUUUCGAGCCUAUACAGCUUGGAGUAAGACAACAUGCAUAAAGAGGAUGAUGUGGUCAAAAUACUCAUUUGCCUAAUAAUUCUGCACUCCCUGUAUAUAUCAUUGGAUGCAGUGGUGUUAGUAGAAGGUGUUCUUUGACGAGUAAGGGGGAUAUGGUUGGGGUUGUUAUAUCCCUUCUGGUAGCCUCUCCUGAAGCUCCUUGGGGAGUUUGCAUAUUCUGACUCCAUGUGGGGUCUUGGAUUAUAUUGCACUGCUUCUUCAUAAAACUUGUGGGGGUAUUGUGGUGUUAAAUUGGGUCUCGAACAUGCAUAAGGUAAGGAGGAACUGUUAAUAGGAAAAAAGCCCUUAUUACAGCUGAAACAAACUGUAUCUUCAGGCUCAACAGCCAUAACCCAUAUGGACUAAAUAAAGAUUUAGAACAGAUUACAUAGUUCUUCUUUUUUCUUUUUCUGGUUUUCUUAGCUUCCUUUUAUCCGAUUACCUCUUCUCCACCUAGACAUAUAAUAAGAUCCAGUAUUUGCUGGACCUUUGAUUCCGACAUUUGAUACUUAUUAUUUGUCUGUGUUCAGGUCCGGGGUCCAAAAAACGUAAUGUUUGGUACAAACAUGAACUUUACAGUCCGGGAUCGCUCAACUCUAUUUAUCAGUAUUUUUAUAUAUCUUUUACAGAUUUCUGUUGAUCAUAUAGGGUCUACCUACUGGACAACUAGCUAUUAUUCAGGUUUAAAGUCUAUAUGAAAGUAGGGACCUAAUGUUGGUUAGUUUUAUAGCACUUUAGGGUAGUUGUGAAUACUCACUGUGUCACUUUUGUCUCUGAUAUGUGACUGAUUUUAAAUAAUAUGUCGUCUGUGUUUUAUGUCUGAAUCUUACUUUAAGUGUAUAAAUUGUAUCAGGAAAAACUUUAAAUGCAUUUGGUGGUUUUUAAGCAUCAGCCCUAGAUACUGUUCACAUUGAUUUAGGGAUAUGGAAUAGGUUUCAACAUUUUUAAUGUUUCUUUUCUUCUUAUUGUUAAAAUCAAUGCCCAAUUCCUUUAUUAUUAUUUAUUUUCACUGUCACUUUAAGAAUGGCAGUUUUGCCGAAAAAUGACGUCACAAGUAAAUUUUUUAAUUAGCUCUGAGUAUCGGUAUAUAUAUUGGUCAGAUCCUUGGAAGAUCACACAGUCUUGAUAAGUCUUCAAGUAAGAUGAAACGCAUAGACUGAAUCUAUCAUCUUCACUCAUAGUUGACACCUGGAUUACGACAUCUUGGCUGGCGCUUUUUGCCAAAAAUUGAUUUAGUCUUUCCAACAUCGGGUGAGUGUGGACCGGCGUGCUCCUCUACCCGGCUUCUGGCGCGGCAAACAGGGUAAGUGAUACUGGGAUUCCCCCAGAGCUUUUUCAGGCUUGGGGUUUCGUCUCAGCACACCCUUAGCAGAGCCAUGAUAGCCGGACUGGUUUAAGAGCUCCAUGUCCCACCUACCCGGUAUAAUUUAGCAUGCAUGCACCUCCAGCAUUCUAAUGAUAGAAUCUCUUCCCACUUUUUUACCAUUAUUAUAUUUUUUACCUAAACAUUGGAUUUAUUUCAAUUUUUUCCCUUAUCCGAUAAUUCUCCAGUGAAUGAGCCCCUCACUGGAGUCAUAUUAACAUUAUCCUCAGAAUUCCACAUAUAUUGUGUUUUAUAUUAUUUUAUUUUUAAUAAAUGUUAUUUAUGUAUUUGUUUGGUUGAGAUUUCUUAUACUUAUGGAUUGCUGAAUCUGAUAGUGUCACCUUUUGUGUUAUAUACCUCCACACUCUAGGUUGUUGGUACUCAGAGGUUCAGAGGUUAUACUAUGUAUUUUGUUUCAUGAUAUUUCUGAUAUAUUAGCUGUUUCAUACAGUUUUACCUUAAUUGAUGCUACAGAUUGAGACUCUUUCAGGUUAUCAACUGUUUAGAUCUUUUUUCUGCUGUAAUAUACAUUUGAGUUUUUUGGAGUGCUCACUCACACAUAUGUUUGAUGCAUUAGCAUUUUAACAAUUUAGUUAAGAUUGCACUUAAUAAGACUGGCAUUUUAUAAGAGGGUUUUCAUAUAAAUUAAUGGAGAGCAAAAAAUGGGUCGCAAGAGUAUUCUGAGAAAAUAGCCUGCCCUUCGGUGGGUCCCCGUUCAGAACUCAAGCUGGUUUUAGCUCAUCUUGUGCCAUUACAGAGAGAACAUAUCUGAAGCAUAUCAGACUGGUCCCACCCAUACGGGCAGUCCAGAUCCAAAAUGCCAGCAAGUUCUCUCUGCACGAGAGAUACAGCAACCCCAGACGAUCGUUUCAGCCUUGUUAGGCAUCGUCAGUGAGGCAUAGCUGAUAUCUCUCUAGGCACCGUGAGCAAGGGGUCCACGUCUGGAUUACCCUUUAAACUAAUGGAGAGUAAAAAAAUUGGUCGCAAGAGUAUUCUGAGAACGGACAGCAGCUAAAAUAGCCUGCCCUUCGGUGGGUCCCCGCUCAGUUCUCAAGCUGAUUUUUGCUCAUCUUGUGCCUUGUUAGGCAUCAUCAGGGAGGCAUAGCUGAUAUCUCCCUAGGCACCGUGAGCAAGGGGUCCACGUCUAGAUUACCCUUUAAACUUGUGGAGAGCAAAUAAAAAUGGGUCGCAAGAGAAUAUCUGAUUUGCUUUAAGAAAUGUUCUCUCUGUAAUGGCACAAGAUGAGCUAAAACCAGCUUGAGUUCUGAGCGGGGCCCACCGAAGGGCAGGCCAUUUCGGCUGCUGUCCGUCCUCAGUGCACUCUUGCGACUUGUUUUUUGUUUAUACACAUAUUCAUUACCAGAUUUAUUUCUCAUUUAUGGGUAUCGCCUCUUUUUGCUUAUUUGUAUUAACAGGGCUCAAACCCAGGUAGCUCUAACAAACCCUUUGAUGUGGUAUUCACAAAUGUGUUAUUUUUUUUUAUAAAUUGACCUCUCCCUUUGUUGCUUCUUGGGGGGUCUAGAAGGACUACUUCAUUUUGUACUACUCCUUCUGCAGCUAAGAUACCCUCAGUCUGUGUUUGUGGAAGCCCCAUUCUUUAUCAAUAAAUUGCUAGUACAUGUAGGCCUAACUGAAAUACUAGUUCCACUACCGUGAGACUGAAUACUACAACUUAUAGUGGUGGUUCUUCUAGUCGUGCUUGCGAUGGUGAUGGUACAGGCAGUAUCGGCAAAGGUGUUAGAAAUACUUAUGGCCUUUCAGCACCUUGACAUAUCUUCCUCAGCCAUGAGGGACAGAAUCUUUGCCCUCCCUCAAUAACAUCCCAUUGAUGAUUAAUGUUUUUUUUUUUAAAUAGUUUACAUAAUGCUCAUUCAUACCCCCUAUUAUAUUAACACAACUUUACCAACUUAAAUUAGAUGUUUGUAAUGGAUUGAAAAAAAAAAAUGUGCUUUGAUUUACUCCUGUACAGUGUUUUGACUUUAAGACCACAGGGCACUGCUAAGUGCUUGCAUAGAAUACAGUAAAAGGAAAAAAGCUUAUACAUUUAAUUUUUUUAACCCCUUAAGGACCAAACUUCUGGAAUAAAAGGGAAUCAUGACAUAUCACACAUGUCAUGUGUCCUUAAGGGGUUAAAGAUGUUCCUGUCUAUAAAACUAGUGCUGGUGCAGCACACUGGACGGAACACACUCAAAAGAAAAGGAUUUUCUUUUUACAAAGAGGUAACAAAUAAACACAUGCCAAACUCUGUGCAGUGUUCACUUGUCCGGUAAACUGACACAAGCUAUAUUGCAUUAGCUGAAUUGUAAAAAUCCUACAAACUACAUUUUAGUUUCGUUAUUCUGGUCUAACAUUUGAAACAACUUUAGUGAAUAGCCCUGUUUAAAACAUAUUUGACUAUGUUUGGGAAAAUAAAUCAUUAUGUCUGAUUGUCCAUUUUCUGCAGGUCGCAGAGUUUGUGUUGGAGAGACCCUUGCAAAGAUGGAGCUGUUUAUCUUUUUUACAAGCUUACUGCAGAAGUUCACAUUUCAUCUACCUCCUGGUACUUCUGAUGUCAACCUCAAUUCACUAGGUGGAUUUACAAAUGCACCACCACCACAAAUGAUCUGCGCUGUACCACGUUACUAA